AGCUGCAGUGUCUCAGGAAGCAAGCUUGAUUCGGCCAGGUUGUUGUUAAUCCUUUACCUUAAUCUUUCGAGCACGCACACGUGAGCUUAGCGCGCAUCUUCAUCUAUUUCAAUUUCUAUUCAUUUUACGUUUCUCUUCUUCCAUCCUUGUACUCACUUACACAGAUACGCAAACGAGCGCAGGCACGACCCACAAUCAAAAGAAAAAAAAACUAUCUCACAAACCUAAACACACAGCCGUUUUCUUUCAGCGUCAUGAGCACCUAUCAAGUUGUCCGUGACGCGAAGAAGGAGUUCGAGACGUCGUGCCGCGUCUACGACAGCGCACUGCUCACCUUCAAGGGCGUGGACGGGAUGGAUGUGUACAACUGCUCCGUCCCCUUCAAGUACAAGGGCACGACACACAUCUUUGGCCGCAUUGAGAAGCGCGAGGAGUGGGCCGCCUCGCACGUACGCCUAUUCGUGGAGACCGGCAAGGAUGAGUUUACGGUGGUGCCGGACGGGAUGACGUGGCUGAUCGAGGACCCGUUUGUUCAAAGGAUUAAGGGAGAGCCGGUCUUCGGUGGCACGCGCGUGCGCAAGUCCAGUGGCCGAGUCUUCAACUACUACUCCGACUUCUUCCGCGGCGGCAUCGAGCAGAACCUGUACUUCGCCUCGGGUCCGGACAACAUGAAGGACAUCCGCGUCGUGGAGUUGGCGGACGGCCGCAUCGGUGUCUUUUCGCGCCCCAAAACCGACAUCUACUCCUGCAUCGGCUUUACCAUCAUCAACGAACUGGGCGAGCUGACACAGCGAGUAAUUAAUGAAGCGGAGCCGCUUAAUGUGCUGCACGCCGGUUCGUGGGGUGGCGUGAACCAGGCCUAUCUGCUCUCCACUGGCAAGGUGGGCUGCAUUGCGCAUUACAGCUACAACGGCAAGGACGAUAAGGAACGCCCCACCGCGGUUUACCUCAACUAUUCUUUUGUGCUAGACCCCAACACGAGGGAGGCGGAACUGGAACGAAUUAUUGGUACCCGUAGCUGCUAUCCAGACUUCCCGAUCAAGGCGGACAAGCUGAUCGACUGCGCCUUUUCCUCCGGCAUCGUGAUGCGCGAGGAUGGCAAGUGCGACCUCUACAGCGGCCUGGGCGAUGCCGGCGAGGGCCGCAUCACCAUCGACUACCCGUUCGAAGGGUGCGGCGAGAUCGUCGAUACCCUCUCCUUUUAG
Messenger RNA from Leptomonas pyrrhocoris, 1205 nucleotides. RefSeq lists its product as hypothetical. The record is from RefSeq and is a predicted model, not a curated record. The transcript has a single exon. NCBI's taxonomy places the organism in Eukaryota, Euglenozoa, Kinetoplastea, Trypanosomatida, Trypanosomatidae. Bases 255 to 1205 code for a protein of 316 amino acids.